Talaromyces marneffei is the source of this 2172-nucleotide messenger RNA. RefSeq lists its product as uncharacterized. Bases 1 to 2172 code for a protein of 723 amino acids. Gene Ontology annotation, molecular function: zinc ion binding; RNA polymerase II cis-regulatory region sequence-specific DNA binding; DNA-binding transcription activator activity, RNA polymerase II-specific. Gene Ontology annotation, cellular component: nucleus. The record is from RefSeq and is a predicted model, not a curated record. NCBI's taxonomy places the organism in Eukaryota, Fungi, Ascomycota, Eurotiomycetes, Eurotiales, Trichocomaceae. The transcript is spliced from 6 exons. Gene Ontology annotation, biological process: DNA-templated transcription; regulation of transcription by RNA polymerase II.
AUGGAGUCGCAAUCUAAUGGUGGAGUCCGCCCGUCCACCGCCCCCAUCCGAGGGCGCCCACAGCUGUCAUGUACACCAUGUAAACGCAGAAAACUCAAAUGCGACAGGGCCAGGCCUUGCGACAAUUGUGUCAAACGCCGUGAAGCAGAUACUUGUGUCUAUCCCACCAAUGGAUCCGCCGCUCGCGACCAGACGCGCGAGUCUAAGAAGACAAAGAAGCGCAUUGAGCGACUCGAGUCUCUUGUUAUGGAACUUUUGGAUAGGGGCGCUUUGAAUCCUGAAGCUCUAUCAGACGGUCCAUCGACGAACAGCGAGGCUGAUAGCCAAGGGCAUUAUCACAUCCCUCAACACCACUCAGAGAACGACCAUGAGACAGAUAGUUCCCCUGCUCAUGGAGAGGUUCCUCCUGUGCGCCGGGUGUCAAACCUGGCCGCUAGUAGUUCAUCGCAUUCACUAUGGGAAACCGUCCUUCAGGAUAUUGGGGAAAUCAAGAUGUAUUUUGAAGAGCAUGAACACGAAUUUGAGAAACAACUGGGAAAGGUCGAGGAUGCGAGGAAUCCUUCAGCAGAGCCAUACUUACUCGAAGGCAGCCCCGGUCAAUGGGAUAUCGACACAUUCGCCCACGAUCUGCCUCCGCGUCCCGUUGUCGAUCUGCUGGUUGCAAACUACUUUGGCGCAUCUAGCCUCAUUAGACCGAUUCUCCAUCCGAAGAAAUUCCUCCGGCAGUAUGAUAAAUUCUGGCAAGAUCAAUACAGCGUCUCAAAGGCAUGGCUGGGCACCUUAUUUGUCAUCUUGAGAACAGCGGUACAUACAGCCCGAGAGGCCGGCAUUGAUCUCUCAGCUACUCUCGGAGACAUGGAGGAAGCCCAAACACUGUUCCGCAUGCGUACCAAGCAAAUACUAAUCACCGAGUUACAUGCUAACCCGACAAUUGAGAGACUUACCCUGCUGUCAUUGCAUCUUGAUGCCGAAUUCAUUCAGUGUCAAGAUACAAGCACGGCCGUCUGGAUCAAUGUGGCUACUGCAGUACGCAUGGCAAUGAAACUAGGUCUCCACCGCGAACCUUCUUUUGAUAGCAAGCUUUCAGUCUUUGAGUGCGAAAUGCGCCGACGUCUAUGGCUGGCGACCUUACAGACUGAUGUGCUUAUAUCAUGGCAAGUGGGACUACCAAGUAUGAUUCCUACGGGUCAAUGCGAUACGAUGCUUCCGAAGAAUCUUCACGAGGACGAUUUCGAUGAAGACUCCAUUGCCCUUCCACAGGCACGACCAUGGAACGAAAUGACUAAAAUAUCUCCUUUCCUCGUCAAGGCGCCACUUCUCAAAGUCUUCACAAAGAUCGCCUCGCAUAUACAGGAUAUUCACCCAAGGGAUUCGGACAUUCCAGUUCUAGAGCGCGAGCUUAUCGCGGCUAGAAACUCGCUGCCUCCCAUGUUCAAAGUUAAGUCCCUGCAGGAGUCUCUCCUGGACCACCCGGCCAUGAUUAUCCGGCGCCUGUCAAUCGACCAGACACUACACAGCGGUCUAUGUGUUCUCCAUCGGCGACUCCUACCACUUGCCCGUUCCAACCCGCAAUUCAGUCAUUCCAGACAGGCAGCUAUCGACGCAGCACUGAUUCUGCUCAGCUAUCAAGCUCUCAGCCAUUUCGAAAGCGGUCCAACCGGCCGCCUGGCUGGCCACAAAUGGCUCGCAACAUCCAUCAUCCGCCACGAUUACCUCCUCGCCGCGAUGUUGAUAUGUCUAGACCUGCGUCAGGGUAUGGACGGCACUACACACCCUGCGUCCAGCGAUAUUACCCUCUGGGGCCGUGACCGAAGAGAAGAAAUGGUCACCGCAUUAGAGACAUCGUACCAUGUCUGGCGUGCAUCGAAGGAUACCUCCAUCGACGCGUUCCGUGCAAGUGAGGCUGUUGCCGUUAUGCUUCAUAAGAUCAGGAGUUCAGAGAGCACGGUGCAGAGCUCGGAGACUACAGUUUCGUCAAUUCCAUCCGUGGAAUCACUCGAAAUCUCACCAAAGCCCGAGAUCUCACCAGAACAAUUCGUACCCUCGCAAAUGGAUCCAUAUAGUCUGACACUCCCAUUCUCGGAAAUUGUCGCUUCCCCGGGUGCAAUCGAUUGGGUCGAAUUCGAUCGCUACGUUCUAGGCGGCAACAUCCCCAUGAACGGCAACAUGUAG